This is a messenger RNA of Phyllostomus discolor (pale spear-nosed bat), 598 nucleotides long. RefSeq names its product apolipoprotein C-IV. The coding region runs from base 102 to 557 and encodes 151 amino acids. The transcript has 5 exons. Lineage: Eukaryota; Metazoa; Chordata; Mammalia; Chiroptera; Phyllostomidae. Gene Ontology annotation, cellular component: extracellular region; very-low-density lipoprotein particle; high-density lipoprotein particle. Gene Ontology annotation, biological process: lipoprotein metabolic process; positive regulation of triglyceride storage; triglyceride homeostasis. The record is from RefSeq and is a predicted model, not a curated record.
CCCCGCCCCCUCCCCAGCCGAUAAAGGCCAGGCCAGGCUGGGACGUGCUGCGCUUGCUCUCCGGUCCAGCGACUGAUUCAGAGUACCCCUGUGGCCCAGCCAUGAGGCUCCUGCUCUCGCUCCCGGUGCUGGUGGUGGCUCUGUCGAUGGUUUUGGAAGGCCCAGCUCCAGCCCAGGCUGCCCCGGACCUCUCCAGCACCCUGGAGAGCAUCCCGGGGAAGCUGAAGGACUUCGGCAGCACCGUGGAGGAGAAGUUCCGGGCAGCCAUCGACCAAGUCAAGAAGAGUGAAAUUCCUAAGAAGACCUGGUCCUGGAACUCAGUGCUAGGCAAGGUGAAGGGGUUGAUGGAGCCACUGGUGACAAAGACCAGAGAGACGUGGCAGUGGUUCCGCGUCCCCACAGCCGUCCAGGGCUUUGCGCAGACCUACUAUGAGGACCACCUGCAGGACCUGGGUCCCCGUACCCAGGCCUGGCUCCUCAGCUCCAAGGACAGCCUCCUGAACAAGGCCCACAGCUUGUGUCCCCAGUUUCUCUGUGGGAAGGGGGACCAGGAUUAAAAUGUUCACAGCCUCCACAAUAAAGAAAUUCUUGUCAGCGU